Oncorhynchus mykiss (rainbow trout) is the source of this 3116-nucleotide messenger RNA. The record is from RefSeq and is a predicted model, not a curated record. Lineage: Eukaryota; Metazoa; Chordata; Actinopteri; Salmoniformes; Salmonidae.
GAUUGUUGUUACUGUCGUUUCAAAUGGGGCGACGCCAUCUGACGGCCUGAUCAGAUCCUCAUUUGAUUGACAGGUGCCCGGGAGAACAGUGCUGCUGUAACCCGCCUCUCACAGACACCUGCAGAACAGGCCAAGGCUCAACUCCAGCUGGUGUUGCAGCCAUAACAGAUGAGGUACUGAAAGCCAAGAAGAGGAAGGACGAGGAGGCCAAGAAGAGUAAGAGGGGACGUCACUGGCUGAUCAAGUGCGAAGGAUAAAGGACAUUGAGGCCAUUGAGAGCAAAUCCUUUGUUCCUCAGGCUUUCAAAUCAUCCCGAGACAGUGUCAAGACACAGCGACAGAAGCACAGAAGUCAUUAUUGAAAUGCUCCUGCCUGGGAAAACGUGGAGGAUAUUAGAUUUGUUGGCAAUCAUUGCCGAUCCUGGGAGGGUUAGGACAAAAGGUGACAGUCCAAGUGGAGCGGGUUGAUAGAUUACACCAGGCACUGGGACCGGGUCCUGUAUCUAUCCCUCUGUGUGCUGUUGCUCUCUCUUUUAAAAAAAAAAAAUGUUUUAUCUCUCUCUCUGUCUUAUCACGGCUGUACCUGGCCUGUGUAAGUGGUAUGAGAGGAGGACAAGGAAAGGGACGGGAUUGCGUAUGGUUGUCUUCUUACCUACCUUAGUUGAAUGCACUGAUUGUACGUUUCUCUGGAUAAGAGCGUCUGCUAAAUGACCAAAGUGUAAAUGUAAUUGAGGUACUUUUUAUAGUUAAGUGUUCUGAGGCCCCCAGGGGCCAAACACCUGCAGCCCUCUCCAGUUAGCACUCAAUUAGCCACCGAUUUACACAUGGCAUGUUCAAAUAGAGGCCCUAAUGAAAUAAUGAGGAUACAGGGUGUGAGGAGAGUGGUGUGACCCCCUAAGCUGCCAAGUCCUAACCUCCUUCCAUCCCCACUCGAGUAGGGUGAAUUUUCCAUCAUGCUCCACACGCGGGCACAUACACCCUCAUCAGUGUCCCUCCCGGCUGCAGGAAGUGCAUGUGUUAAACAAAGACACACGCACACCGCUCAGAAGAUCCAGUCAGUACUUUAGACUUAUACUCACAUUGCCAUCUUCUGGGCAAACACCAAACUACAUCUGCUGCCUCUGUCAUUCCUCUGCAUGAGGCAGAUGCCAGCAGCACAUUUUUUUGUUCUUGUCAGAAAACUUGAUGUGACGGAUAAAUGGUACAUUACACUACUAUACCAUGUGAUUGACUUGUUUGGUCUGACCUGGUGUGAUGUAGAGUUCCAAAAUGUAGAUGACUUUCCCAAAAUUCCAAGGUUUUCCAGAAAUGCCGUCUGGAAGAUUCCUAGAAUUAGAAAGGAAAAUAGGCAGGAAGUUUAGAAUCCCAUAACCAGGAUAUCUGGAGAACUUAGAAAUGUUGCAGCCCUAGUGUAAUGUUAUAUCAGCGGGCCUUCUCUGUGUUUUUAGACAUCAGCAGACAUUACAGACAUCAGCUCUCUACCUACUACAAUCCGCUACAACGACAGCGACACGCUAGCACACCCCAGGGGAUCCAUUCCAGGCACACAACACACAUGUACAACAGAUGAUGCGGAGUUUAUCAGAGCCCUUCGGUCGGGACUUCAUGCCCAGUCUGACAGUUGGAUGUGACAGGGGCCGCGUAGCCGGGGGCCAACCCAACACUAACAUGGCGCUACAGGAGGACCACAGGGGGAUGAGCCAGUCGCUUUCGCCUUUCGGCAGUAUUGAUAGCACGGACAUGGAGUCGAGGAACCCUUUCAGUAUGUUGGACAGCAUGAUGUUCGGCGUGAGGAACAGGAUGGGGAAUAUGCACAGAAACUUUGAGAACCUGUCCACAGACUUGAACGCCAACCCCACUGCCCACUCAUUCAGCUCCUCCUCAGUGAUGACCUACUCCAAGGUUGGAGACGAACCCCCCAAAGUGUUCCAGGCCUCCUCCCAGACACGGCGCGCUCCCGGUGGGAUUAAGGAGACUCGGCAGUCCCUGAAGGACUCUGAGAGUGGCCUGGAGAAGAUGUCCAUUGGACACCAUAUCCAGGACCGGGGACACGUGCUGGAGAAAAAACACAACAAGAAGACAGGCGAACGGGAGCUCAACCAGGACUUCCAGAAUCUGGAUGAAUCCGAGGCGCAGUCCUUUGACAAAGAGUGGCAGCAAGAAGUGUCUAAAUUCCGACCAUUUGUCCCCAUGUCCCGUCUGGAGGCCCCCAAGCCCAGGGCAGUGUACCGGGCAGCCCUCACCGCCGCCACCGGCCCCGACCAGGGACGGAGGGACAAACGAAACCCAAAACCUGAAGGAAGGAAAAUACACAUUGACGAUCUCAACGUCAAAGGCUCAGGCAUGACGAAGCAGUAGAAAUGUCUAGUGAAUAAAGCUAUGUCAGGCAACAAAUCUUUGAUGCUUUUACCUUUCUCCAAGACAAGCUUGGUUUCCAGGUAUUUUGUCUCACAGAAAAUCAGAAUGACCCAGUUGUUGAUAUGCUUUUUACCCAUUAAUUUUCACACUACCAAGUAAAGAGCACUUGUUAAUAAAGUCAGGCACUUAUUCUGUCAGAGUAGAUCCACACAAGCUUCUUCCAAAAAGCUCAGGACUCCUGUGGAAGUAGCAUUAAGACAGGGACACCAUAAGCUACUAGCAAGUGAUAUAUGAUUUCAGAAUCAUGAUAUGAGAGCAGACAUAAUUGGUCACAAUUAGAUAAUACAGUAUAUCGGUCUAUCAUUGGGCAUCAGAUCAAUGUCAAUGUCAUCUCAGAAAUACUAUCCUGCUUUUGGAAAUGUCAUAUUCACAUUGUAUAGAUUGCAUCAAAAGGAAUCAAACGUAUAUAUUUAUGCAGUUUGAAGUCCAUAAGUGCACUUAGAUGUCAAAAUGGUGUACUUUUUUGUGUAAUGGCCACCUGCUGUAAUCUUUGUAAAAAUUAUAAUAUCAUUUUUAUAUUGUUAUUUGAUGUGGGUUUCUUUUUUUUCACCAUGCUGUUAAUUUAUCCCAUAAAACACAGAAUUUACGGUUGGGAUGAAAGUGUCCGGUUAAUUCUGAAAUAUUCUCAUGAUGGGAUUCUUAUCGAUUGACCUCAUAAGAUCCUCAAUUUGAAAAUAAAUAUUUCAUAUCAAAAGUGAA